UCCAGGGUGUGCUGCCCGUUCGCCUGCUCCCAGCUUGCUCUGAGCAUGGUCACGGCCCACCGCAGGCACCCCUCAAGGUCGGGCAGCCCAUGGCUGCUGGGUCUCCUGGUGCGCCUGCUGCUCUGGGGCUCUCCAGGAGCCUGGGCGAGCUACCUGAGGAGAUCCUCCAGCUGCACACCCAUUCCACACCACAUGGCCUUGUGCUACGAUAUCGGCUACUCCGAGAUGAGGAUUCCCAACCUGCUGGAGCACGAGACCAUGCCAGAAGUGAUCCAGCAGUCUUCCAGCUGGCUGCCCUUGCUGGCCAGGGAGUGCCACCCGGACGCUAGGAUUUUCCUCUGCUCCCUCUUUGCACCAAUCUGCUUGGACAGGCUCAUCUACCCCUGCCGCAGCCUGUGCGAAGCCGUCAAGAGAAGCUGUGCACCCGUCAUGGCUUGUUACGGCUACCCCUGGCCCGAAAUCCUGAACUGCAGCAAGUUUCCUGCAGAUCAUGAACUGUGCAUCGCAGCAGUGUCCACAGAUGAAAAUUCCUCGAGCAGGAGAACAGUGCCCCGAGCCAGCUGCAAGGACUGCGAGCUUGAGGAGGCCAGCACUGCCAGGGAGAUCCUGGAAAACCUCUGCGCCAAUGAUUUUGCAGUGAAAAUCCGAAUCCUGAGGAAGAACACCACCACCACCAUCUCGGACUUCGACCUGGACCCCUCCAAGGUGGAGGUCCUGAAGCACGGCCCGCUCCUCAGAACUGAAAUCCCCGCCCGGCUCCAGCAGUGGCUGGACAUAGAUGCUACCUGCGUCCACAACAUCAUGAGAGGCACUCACGCAGGGGUCUUCGUUGUAAGCGGCGAAGUACAGAGUGACAAAGUGGUGGUGAACAAGGCCUACGCCUGGCAGAAGAAGAACAGGAACCUGCACCAGGCGGUGCGGAGGUGGAAACAUCACCGCUGCCCUGAACAGGCUGGCCGGAAGGUCUGAAAAAUCUCAAUUCCAACAAUAAGAAACUGCUCCCUUCCCUAUGGCUAGAAAACUCCUUUCCCUGGCAGUUGGUGUUUUGGAGAUGUACAGUCCAUAUUUUUAGGUGAUUUGAAGCAGUCAUAGUCCACAGAUAGGGCCUGUUUUCCUGAGACAGAGCUUAAGGAUACAGAUUUAACAUAUUCCUCUCGCAAGGCUCUGCAGAUCCAGGACUUGGAAUGGAUGGCUUUGUGUAGGAUCCAACAGCACAAGAAAACUGAACUGAACUCCACAGGUGAGCCCAAACUAGAAGAGACCUUUAGUAACAGCUCCUUCUAGUUCUUGUCAUCAAAGUUGAUAGCCAUUUCAGCUUCGUUAUUUGACCCUGAGACACUAAUGCUGUCCAAGUGCCUGCUUGCUUUCUGUCCAGAAAGAUUACACGGAAGUCUCCCUGACUGCUAAGUGAUGCUUUUUGUAUAAUGGAGCAAAUAGUUUACUCUUGAACAGUCCAAGGUAAAUUAAGGGGGAGGGGAACCCACCCCAGCAAUGCCUGCCCCCUUAAAAAAUGAAUGCUAAACUCUGCUCUUGAGCAGUCACUCAGGCUGUCCCUUCAGCUUGCUGCGCUGAGAGCUGAUGAGCAUCCGCACAGGUAAGAGGAAACAGCCAUUCUUGAGCAAGAAAAGCACAGAGCAAAGAUAGCUGAGGGUUUCUGCAUAACAGGGAAAACCAUUUUUUAAUGUCAGAAAUUCAGUUUGGAUCAGAAGAUUCUGGUAACUGGGCAACUACUGAAGAUAGCAAGAUAUCACAAGAGCCUUGAAAAAGAGCAGAGCAGGAGUGGGACAUCAGCUGUUUAAACAUCUGCUUUGGUGUGCAACAGCAGCUUUGCUUGGGACUUGGAGGUGAGCCCCAGCCACAGCACAAUAGGUGCUACUUGCAGUUCCGAUAUGGGAGGGCGGGGAGAAACGUUACACAGCUGUCUGGCUGUCCACCCACAUGCAAGGAAGACAGAAAAGGUGGCAAAACUCAGUCUCACCAAGUUCUCUGCAGCUCACUCUCUCACCGAAGUAAGUAGGGACUGUAAUUCCCUGUAGGGGUAAACACAGCUAUAGUUCUAUGCUCCAGACCACAGAGCAGAAAACAGCAAAUCCCCAAAUGAGAAAACAAGUUGGAUUUCUACUGCCUAACAAACAACUGUCCAUGGAAAGUUUUCUACACUGGAUUAAACUUGGGACUGAAAUAAGAGGAAAAACGGCUUUUGGGAGAAAUGCGUUCUGCCUUGUUCAUGACGCCUGCAGUCUCGGUUGUGGAAAGAGCCGCCCGGUUUGAUGGAGACACAUUGCCUCCCUGUGCUCGUAAAGCACACCAACAACCCGUGAUGCGAUCUCCUCUUCAGAUUUAGUGUGGGCUGAGAUGAGUGCUCAGACAUUCACUCUGAAAUUCAGCUGUGCCCUGACAUUUGUGCAGUGAUUACUUCUGUUCCCUAAGGCUCAGAAGAAAAACACAGCGAGAUUUCCUAUUUUUAUUCCUCCCCACUGCCUUGUCUUGCAAACUGCCACCCAAUCCACAGAAUCUGCUGCCAGGUGGUCCCUGCAACGGCAGUAUCUUCAGAACAGACUGCGUUUGGAAAACACAACAGAACACAUAAAAGCUCUGAAGGUUGAAAAGGCUUUGUCUGAUAUUUGUUUUCCAUUAAUAGGAUUAUUUGAUUACUAGUGUUUCCUAACUAAAAAAUGCACAGAUGGUCUGACUUACAAGCUUUAGAAAUGACGUCUCGUAGCCAGAGGGGGGAAAAAAUAGGGCAGGGACUUUUUCAUAGCUCCAUGAAAUACGCUUGGGUUCAAUGCAGAUGACUUACCCACAUUUAAAAAACAAACCGCAGGUUCCCCUAUGGUGCCCAGUGCCAUGCUCCAAAGCACAGAGCUCACAUUAAAUCAUUAAUGAGCUGUCCCAGAAAAAAUCCCCAGAAAUUCAAGAGUCCUUCUUUGCUAGUGACUUCUGGGUUUGUCUAACACAACCAAGUUAAAUACACACUUCCACUAAUUUAAACAACAGCCAUGCAAUA
This is a messenger RNA of Aquila chrysaetos chrysaetos, 3007 nucleotides long. RefSeq names its product secreted frizzled-related protein 5-like. NCBI's taxonomy places the organism in Eukaryota, Metazoa, Chordata, Aves, Accipitriformes, Accipitridae. Gene Ontology annotation, molecular function: Wnt-protein binding. The record is from RefSeq and is a predicted model, not a curated record. Gene Ontology annotation, biological process: negative regulation of canonical Wnt signaling pathway; canonical Wnt signaling pathway; non-canonical Wnt signaling pathway. The coding region runs from base 46 to 969 and encodes 307 amino acids. The transcript has 4 exons.